UGGGUGGGCAGAACGGUGACAAAGUCAAAUAUAUGUGAGUGGCAGCCGCUUUUACGCACAAAAUGAGAGGAAAUCAGCGUUUUCUUGCAGCUGUGGCCUCUAUAAAACAGUUGAAAUUGUAAGAAGUUAUUGAAAUUAUUAAAUUAUUCUGAGAAAGAGUCAUGUAAACUAUUUGGUAAUUAAUGAGGAACAACUGUGAUUAUGAAGAAGGAAGCCGGAGAGGUGAUGGAGGAACCGCUACGAAAUUAGACCAAAACAAACGAACAUUAAGAUUUCAUACAAAGGGACAAAGAAGGUGGUUUUCAUGCUUUCUGGAUUUUAAAUAACUUUUUUGUCGACGAUGCAGAAGAGAUGGAUACGUCGGAAGUUGCCCGUCUUGGUUUUCACCUUUUUCAUCAUUCUGUAUGUGGAUUUCCAAUUACGCACCAGCAGCCUUCCCAAACUCAGCGUGGAUCAGUCACCGGUUGGGUUUGUUUACGCACUCCGGCGGGAUCUAUCCCUGGCCAAGGACGCACAGAACCCGGUUGGAAAUAACAGCGGGCACGGAGGGCUGCCGGCCUCUGAUGGUACAGGUGCACAUGUCACCGAGCCGAAACUGAAGCUCGAGGACAUCUUCAUCGCUGUGAAAACCACCGGGAGGUUCCACGAGACGCGUCUUGCGCUCCUUUUGGAGACGUGGAUCUCCAGAACCAAAGCGCAUGUGAGUGUGUGAAGUGUCUGUUUUGUUUUUGGCUGCUCUGGAAAGUCUAACAUUUAUAUGCCAU
Plectropomus leopardus (leopard coralgrouper) is the source of this 764-nucleotide messenger RNA. Lineage: Eukaryota; Metazoa; Chordata; Actinopteri; Perciformes; Serranidae. The record is from RefSeq and is a predicted model, not a curated record.